Messenger RNA from Spodoptera littoralis (African cotton leafworm), 1698 nucleotides. The record is from the annotation of a GenBank genome assembly. NCBI's taxonomy places the organism in Eukaryota, Metazoa, Arthropoda, Insecta, Lepidoptera, Noctuidae.
AUGGAAGACGAAAAAAAGGUUAUGUUUCAUGAAAUGGAACUGGAUGAUCGCAUUUUAAAGGCAAUAUCACAGCUGGCAUGGCCAGAACCCACACUGAUUCAAGAAACCGCAAUCCCUUUGCUUUUGGAAGGUAAAGAUGUGCUGAUGAGAGCCAGAACAGGGUCCGGCAAGACUGCUGCAUUCACAAUACCAGUCAUACAAAAGAUAUUAAAUAUGAAGAAUACAAGUACACAUCAGUGUAUCAGAGCUCUCAUACUUUCACCAAGUAAGGAGCUGUGUGGACAGAUUACUUCAGUAAUUGGUGACCUAACCACAAAAUGUGCAAGGGAAGUGAAAUGCAUAGAUAUAUCGUCAAGUGGAGACACAGCAACACAGAAGGCUCUAUUGUCAGAUAAGCCAGAUAUUGUAGUGGCAACACCGUCAAGGGCGCUGGCGCACUUGAAAGCUAAUAAUAUGAGGCUGAAAGAAGAUCUGGCUGUACUUGUGGUGGAUGAAGCAGAUUUAGUGUUCUCAUUUGGUUAUGAGGAUGAGAUUAAAGAAUUGUUAGGACAUUUGCCAAAAAUCUACCAAGCUGUCUUGGCAUCAGCAACACUCUCUGAAGAUGUGCUUAGUCUCAAAAAGAUUGUUCUCCGUAACCCUGUCACCUUAAAACUGGAGGAGCCAGAGUUAGCACCUUCAUCACAGCUGCAGCAUUACCAUUUGUUUGCAGAGGAAGAUGACAAGGCAGCCAUAUUGUAUGCUUUACUGAAACUGAACCUUAUCAGAGGAAAGAGCAUAAUAUUUGUUAGGACAGUAGAUAGGUGUUACAAAUUAAAAUUAUACUUAGAACAGUUCAAAAUAGGGUCAUGUGUUCUCAACUCAGAGCUUCCAGCUGCAGUUAGAUGUCUGUCAGUAGACCAGUUUAACAGAGGAAGGUAUCAGAUCAUUAUAGCAUCAGAUGAAAUGGCCCUGGAGAAGCCAGAUGGUGGUAUACUCCCCAUCGAAGAGAGAAAGAAGAAGAAACAGAAUUCUAAACGGAAAAAGGACAAAGAGUCAGGAGUAUCAAGAGGGAUAGAUUUCCAGCAUGUGUCUAAUGUCAUCAACUUUGACUUCCCAUUAGAUGUGAACUCUUAUGUGCACAGAGCUGGGAGAACAGCUAGAGGAAAGAAUCAGGGUUCAGUGUUGUCAUUUGUAUCAAUAAGAGAGAAGCCACUGAUGGAUGCAGUAGAGGUUCAUUUGUCAAAAGGAUUCAAAUCACAGAAAGUUCUACAGAAAUAUGAGUUUGCCUUGGAAGAAGUGGAAGGUUUCCGCUACAGAUCGCGAGACGCAUGGCGAGCUGUGACUAGGAUAGCAGUCAGGGAGGCUCGUCUCAAGGAAAUCAAACAGGAACUGCUCAAUUGUAAAAAACUACAGGGCUACUUUGAAGAAAAUCCAACAGAUUUGGCAGCUUUACGAAGAGAUAAAGCUCUGCAUACUGUGAAAGUACAGCACCACUUGGCUCACGUCCCUGAAUACUUAUUACCUGCUGCCUUGAGGAGUGAUGAGACGGUGGAAGAUGAGCAGGAAGGUGUUGCAGCACCAGCUCCUGCCCCACAGAGGAAGAGGAAACAGAACACACAGUACGGGAGCGCGAAAAGACAUAAAUAUCAAGCCCGCAAAAACGAUCCCCUGAAAAGCUUGGACGUGAAACAGAAGGCCACAGCCGCCGGCGACACGUAG